This is a messenger RNA of Peromyscus californicus insignis, 1533 nucleotides long. RefSeq names its product leucine rich repeat containing 28 (gene Lrrc28). Bases 188 to 1291 code for a protein of 367 amino acids. The record is from RefSeq and is a predicted model, not a curated record. NCBI's taxonomy places the organism in Eukaryota, Metazoa, Chordata, Mammalia, Rodentia, Cricetidae. The transcript is spliced from 10 exons. Gene Ontology annotation, molecular function: protein binding.
CUUACUCCCGUUAGUUAGGCCCGCCCCGCCGCAAGCCCCGCCCUCCUAGCCCCGCCCUCCCUCUAUCCCUGGACUGCCUGCCAGCGCAGCCCAGGCCACCACCGAGCGCUGGUCAGCGGGCGCCCAGAAAUGGACCAAUUUUGACAAGAUGUAGAGCUGCAGCGUGCCUGAUCAGACAUGUUCAGUCAUGGCAUCGGAACUUUGUAAGACGAUCUCUGUGGCCAGGCUUGAGAAGCACAAGAAUUUGUUCUUAAAUUACAGGAAUCUGCACCAUUUCCCACUGGAGUUACUGAAAGAUGAAGGGCUGCAACAUCUGGAGAGGCUGUACAUGAAAAGGAACUCACUCACAACCUUGCCAGAAAACCUUGCUCAGAAGCUUCCAAACCUUGUGGAACUGUACCUUCACUCAAAUAACAUAGUUGUGGUUCCGGAAGCCAUUGGGUCCCUUGUCAAACUCCAGUGUCUGGAUCUUAGUGACAAUGCCUUAGAGAUUGUGUGCCCGGAAAUUGGUCGUCUGAGAGCGUUACGUCAUCUUCGAUUAGCUAACAACCAACUACAAUUCCUACCUCCAGAGGUUGGCGAUUUGAAGGAGCUGCAGACACUAGACAUUUCUACCAAUCGUUUGCUAGCUUUACCCGAGAGGCUUCACCUGUGCCUUUCUCUGCAGUACCUCACCGUGGACCGCAAUCGGCUGUGGUGUGUGCCGCGCCAGCUCUGCCGGCUGCCCAGCCUCAACGAGCUCUCCAUGGCUGGAAACCGUCUUGCAUUCUUGCCACUUGAUUUAGGUCGCUCUCGAGAACUGCAGUACGUGUAUGUGGACAACAACAUCCACCUGAAAGGCCUGCCAUCCUAUCUCUACAACAAGGUCAUCGGCUGCAGUGGCUGUGGCGUUACCAUCCAGGUGUCUGAGGUGAAGCUGCUCUCCUUUUCAUCUGGGCAGCUGACCGUCUUCCUCCCAGCUGAGGUGAAGGCCAUCGGCACAGAGAAUGAUCACGUCCUGCCUCUGCAGGAACUGGCCAUGCGGAGUCUCUACCACACCUACCACAGGUUUCCGAAAGGUCUGAACUUUUUGUCUCCAAUAUCGUUACCCAGAAGUCUCCUGGAGCUGCUGCACUGCCCCCUGGGACACUGUCACCGGUGUAGUGAGCCCAUGUUUACCUUCGUCUAUCCCAAGCUCUUCCCCUUGAGAGAGACACCAAUGGCAGGCCUGCACCAGGGGAGGACAACUGUUGGCUUCGUGGCUUACUGCUGCUCCACCCAGUGUCUGCAGACUUUUGACCUGCUGAGCUGAUGAACACUCAAGAGCCUUAGCACUGCCGGCUCAACCCUGCAGUGGCCUGCUGUCGCCCAGCGUGCGUGGUGGGGCCAGGAGAGUCCAGCCGGACGGAACAGACCCUUCCAUCCCGUCCUGCCCUGUCCUGUCCAGUGUGGAGGCAUGCCGAACUCUCUGGAAAUGUCCUGAUUGGGCUUCACAACUAAAAGGCCUUCACCCUGCCCUCAAGUUGGAAUAUAUCCUCCCCCAAAUUAAGGACA